Messenger RNA from Strongylus vulgaris, 1586 nucleotides. Lineage: Eukaryota; Metazoa; Nematoda; Chromadorea; Rhabditida; Strongylidae. The record is from the annotation of a GenBank genome assembly.
AUGCUUUGGAGAACAUUAUGCGCUGAUUCGGUGAAGUAUACAUAUCCCGUUGCAGCUUGUGAUUAUUUUGAUAAGAUAAUUUUGAUUUGGAGAACUCAGUCUCAGUCUGUAAAUCGUCGUCUUUUUGGUAGCGUGACUGUUAAAUCAGACUUCGAGGAUUAUUCUGCUAUAUUACAAACUGCUCUAGAGCUUGUCAGCGCUGUUUCCUUUGAUCCCAAAUGCGAAGUGCGAAAACUGAUCCCAAAGGAUGCGUUGUUUUCUCAAAAAUGCUAUGAAGUUUCUUACUAUGAAGAUGAACUCGUUGUGGUCUUUAUUCCUGUGCAACUAGAUCUCUGCAACAACAAGAAGACCGCUCAUAUUCCUUUCCCCUAUAAAUUGAGCUGUCAAGUACUCUCUGAGUUCAGGCAAGUAGAAAUAGUUUGUCUACGCUUGAUCCUCUCUGUUCCUACAUGUGUCGCGGAUACCGAUUGUCGAUGGCUCCUCAAUACUGUUUUUCCUGCGCUACACAAGUGGUUGCAGUUCAUUGACCCUCAUAAGACUGUGCGGAAAACCAAUAAUUUAUUAGAUCUUGAAGAGUACAGUCAUAGAUAUAAGCGAAUAAAGGAAGAGUAUGGGCGAAAAUUGGUAGAGAGUUGGACGGAGAAGACUGACCCCAAGAAAUUUGUAUAUGAAGAUUGUGGCAUUGCUGCAUAUUUGCUGGAGUUAUGGAGAAAACGCGGACGUUUUCCGAGGAAAUUCGCCGAUUUGGGAUGCGGAAAUGGCUUACUUGUACAUUUGUUGAAUAAAGAAGGGGUCAGCGGCAUAGGUAUCGAUAUACGCAAGCGGAAGAUAUGGUCGGAACAAUUUUCUGAAUCUUCCUUGAUCGAACAAGUUGUUGAUCCCUCACAGAAAGAAACUUCCAUUCCAUCUGAUGUGGAUUAUCUUAUUGGUAAUCAUACUGAUGAACUGACACCAUGGAUGCCUAUCAUGGCUGCAAGACCUGGUGACUCUGGGAGCCAGUAUGAUUCAUUUCUGAAAUUUGUCAAGGAGGUCUGUGUUCGUCUAGGUUUUGUUGUAGAGGAAGAUCGUCUGAGUAUUCCCAGUACUAAGAGACUCUGCUUCGUUUGCAAUAUACCUCCUCAAGGUCUUGUGCCAAAUGUUGAAGAAGUUAUCCAAGAACUCACGGGCUCUUCAAGCAAAGGAUUCCUUGCUAGACCGAAAGUUGAGCAGAUUCGUAACUGCCUUAAUGUACCAGCAGAGAUUCGAUUGGAUCUAAUAAAUCGGUUUUUUGACAAAAUCUUGUAUAGCAGUAAUGAGGAAAGAGAUGGAUGGCGAUGUGGAGGGGCGAUUGAGCUUAGUGAGUUAGCAACAAUGUUAACAGAUGAGGAAAAGCAGCUUAUGAAGCAACAAUGUGGAGGAUUGCAAACAUUUUUGAGGAAUCAGCACCAAGUUUUCAAGGUAAGAUCAAACAUCUGUAGAUCUUUUCUGUUACUUUGUUUUGAAGUCAGAGUCAUCUAUUUCUUUUGUUACCUUGCGGUUUUUAAACUCUUGCACUUUCACAUUUUGGUCUGUUCAAAGCGCGCUAGUUUGACAGUUUGCAAAUAAUA